GGCGAGUAAAUACUUGCCAAGAUAUUUUAAUUUUCCCCACUCCAAAGUCAGAAAUGUAAAUAUAAACCGGACGGCAUUGACAUUCUUUAUUUUUGAUCCAGUAGAUACCAUGUACGCUACAGCGUACCUAUUUUUACCCAUAUUAGCAUGCAACACUUUCUGCUUCACGAGUACAAAUUAUACUCUGGUGUUACUGUGUUACAGAGUAUGGUAACCGCAAUGCACCCUACGUUUUCUCUUGCACCUGGAGACAACAAAACAGUGGCCAUUAAAUUACUUACUGCAACAUAGUCUUUCAAUGAUAACUGAUCUAUAUCUCUUGAUUUGAGAUCUAUAUACUGCUCUUCUGUCAGCUGGUUGAUGUCAACAAACAGACUUGAUUUCAAAUACCCUGAUUUUUCAUGAAGCUUGAUAUUUUCUUCUUCAAGCUGUUUUUGUCGAUCAGUAAUUUGUGUUAAUUGUUCUUUUAAUUUACGUUGUUGAAUAUUAGCUUCAUCUUCUUUUAAUUUUAGUUGUGAUUCAAGCUUUGCUUUCAACAUAUGUUUAGAGUAUGUAACAUCAGACAAUUUCUCUUCAAGAUCAUCAAUCUUAUUCAUAAGUUCUGCUUUGUAGCUCUCAACAAGCAAUGUUUUGUGACUAAGUUCUAUACGUAGUCGAUCCAUUUCAUGUAAAAGUUGUUUCUUUUCAAUCAUAUGUGCAGUUAUUUUACUAUCAUCAGCUGUAGUGGAAAGUACUGAAGUUGUAAGAGACGACACCGUCCCUGCCAGAUCAUCUGAUAGUAGUGUUGAGUCAUUUAAAGUAUAGUUUACACUUGUUGUUGUCGACGAAUCUGUUCCAAGAGAAUUAUCAGACAUUUUAAUUGUUUUAAAGCUCAAUCGGUGUUUCUUUUACAAUUUACAACCAGCAAUUUUAUUGUUUAUACUUCGCGCGCCUUUACAUGUAUAAAUAUAAAUACAGGUCUUAUCGGAAGCAUAGAACGGAAGCUUACAUAAAAGUGCCGUGCCGCCCCCCGGAAUUAUCAAUUUGUUCGCGAAUUAUCCGGGUGGGUAAUUAACAUAUAUUCCACAGUUAUAAUUAUAUAGUUAUUUCUUAUUUUGCAAUUAUGUGGUAAUAUGUAAUUGGGCUAUUACAGGUAAAAGACAAUGCUCCAAUAGCAAAUAAAGAUAGUGCAAUAUGCAUGCCCAAACACAUACCAGCUCUUACAUUCAUAUCAGAUUCCUAUGAUUACAUUGUGACAGACAUUAUAGAGGUUCAGAUUUCUUCUGCUACCACUACCUCUCACUGGCUUAAUAGUAAACAUGUGAUUGGUUGAUCUGAUAAAUCAAACACAUCUGAUUGGCUAAUGGUCCCUUAAUGGUAGCGGUAGUGGACGUCAAAUCUGAACCUUGCUAUUAUGACCACUACUGUAACAUCUGAAACAUGUGGUUCAGUGUAUGUCAGUGUAGCUAUGGUAGGCAGUAUUCUACAACAUGUGAUUCCCUGGUUGGUCCAGUCCAGUUAAAACUAUCUGAAAAAGAUUAAGAAGACUAAACAAAGUUUGAGUCUACAUCUAGGUAUAGUGUUGAUAACAAACAGCUGUGGUGUGAGAAAGAUGGCAACUACCUGAGAAAUAUAAGCAGAACUACAAUUAUGUUUCAAGUCAGAAGGCCCUUCAUCGGGAAGUUAGUAGUGAAAACUAUAGGGCCGUCACUCGAUCAAAGACAUCAAAAUGUUGAAGUUCUGCUUAUAUUUUUUAGGUAGUUGUAUCUCUCUCAUACUAUAGACUGGCUCUUAAAGUUAGACUGCCAUUUGACCCAUUGUCACCAGACAAUUUUUAUACUAAGGGAAGAGUGUCAAGGGGAGAGUGCUGGUAUUGGUAAUCUGCCAUGUGUCUAGUUAACCCAUUAAGUUGCAUUGUUGGCCUUUAUUAUUUUACUCUAAAUUAGUUCAUUGUUGGCCUUUAUUAUUUUACUCUGUCUUAAUGCCAAAUGAUUUUUCUUGUCAAGGGGAGAGCACUGGUGCUCACUGGGUUAAUUAAGCUAAAUUUAUGAUAAGCUGCCAUUUUAAUAUGUUUAAAUAUUUACAACUAUUCAUUAAAACUGCACUCUACUUUCUUAUUUUAUUCUGUCCAAGGCCAUACAAUUUUACUUGUCUGGAGAAAGGGAAAGUGAGUUCCCCACCAUUCAAAUUCUGCAAAUAUUUUUAACACUGGAGGCUAAGAAGUCUAGCCACAUAAGCCACCAGAUUAUUUUUACUGUGUAUAAAUUUGUAUAAGGAUUUAUACACAAAAGUUCAAUCUCGAGUUCAAUUAGCAUUAUUUAAAUUCAUUCUUCAUUUCCAAAGUUGUAUUGGCACAAGCCUGAACGCAUUUUGUUUCAGCUUGUAAAUAAAAGGAAACAGUAGGUGCCAAAACACACAGCUGUCUAAUUGGAAAUUUGGGCUUCGCUUAUACAAGACCUGUGGCUGUGGUGUAAGACCCAAAAUUGGAACAAGAUACUCUUUGUGAAGUCCAAAUUAAUAAUGCAAAAGGGAAACGGUUUUGCCUAACGGAAAUAAGAUUUAGUCUAUAUUAGUCAUUUCUAUUAGUCAUAGUACUUUUCUUUCUUUAUUGUCGAUGCAGAUGUCUAGAUAAAUAUUAUAACACGAAAUAUAUAAAACAUAUUCAUUCCUGCAACGUCGAGUUUGUUGUCAACAGGUCUGAAACUUCAAUCGGUAUUUAUAGUGUAAAACAGAUUUUAAAAAGGUAUUGAAUUGGCUAAACAGUGGUGUGUUGUUCUUACAAAUUACUUCAAGUUUUGGCAAGUUUACUUCUAUUAUAAUAGUAUAAAUACGCAACAAGUGUGUCAGCAGCAGCAAUAUCAUUUCCGGCAUUAUCUGCAGCAGUCUUUAGAAGUCUUGGGGGAAAUACAAACACACUCACACCCAGAUAAUUUUGAGCAAUUAUUUAUUUUAAAGCACACGGUGUAGAUACAAAAUAACUAAAGUUCCAAAGAUAUACAACUAAGUGUUUACACAAAUUAAAAUACUGCUAUAAUUUACAACCAUUUGCUCGUAUUCUUUUGGAGAAGCAGUGUUCCCAAAUUGUCAAUAUGUAAUACAAAAUUUUAAUAUCUGUCAUUAUUCUAUUAUGGAUUUCCGAUAUUCAACUCUAUCCAGACUUCUCUUGAUCAAUAGCUAAACGUAAAGGGAAAAUAAUCAUCUAACACCAGUCCAUUCUAGCACUUUUCACAUAAUUUCCUAAAUAGAUUAACUUUUUGGCGAACGUUUGCUUUUGUAAGACGUCAGAAAUGCGUGGAAACGACAAACAAGAAACAGCACACUGAAAAUAGGCACCGCCCAGUCUAGAGUUUGCCAAAGCUAGUAAAAUUUGCGUUUGCGAGCCAGGAGACUAAAAGUUUCUCAGUUUAUUCAGGUUAUCAUGCGUAGAUAGUCAAGAUAAUGAUAAACACAUACGAAAGCACACAGACAAAAGAAUAUAAACUAGUCAAAAUUCCAAUACAUUUCGAAGGUGUCGUAUAUCACACACUACAUGAAACAAUACUCGAUAUUGAUGGGAAAUCGAUGUUCUAACGAAGUAUUCUAUGUAUAGGAGACACAUGAGAACAGCAAGGAAAGCUUAAUAGUUGCACUUACUUGCUUUCGUAGGUAAGGUAUUCUUUUCUGUGGUUUCAGUCUUCUUCAACUUUGAUUUGUCAAACUUCGUUACUUCGGAUAUAUCAGGCUUAUCAGACAUUAUGACAAAGAAUCCUGCAAGGAAUACAAACAAUUAUAUCAUAAAUGACAGAGGGAUGAUAAAGAUAGAGGGAUGAUAAAAACAGAGGGAUGAUAAAGACAGAGGGAAAUUAUACCAAGGAAACGGACCUUUCUCAGCGAACUGUAAAUCAACUCCUGCACCAAACACACCCCAAACAGAGAAGUGGCGAGUUUAUUAAUAUGUGAGUUUAUAUAAUCGAUCAAAAUAAUUACUAUGCACGAUAAGACCACAUGAUCCGAAAAAUUAUCCAAAACGGAAAUCCGCCAGAAAAUAGUAUUCGUGCAAAGGAUUAAACAAGGAAUAGUAGCUUAUUAAAAUAAAGGUAAAUAUUAGCUAAAAAUAUCUUGGAAAAUGUAACCAAAAUCACGAAUUCUUUUUAAACAAAUUACUUUAAUUAUUUUGGGGCUUUGGCAUAAAUUAUAUUAUUUUAUUAUAAAUGUUAUAAUUGCCAUGUUUUCAAACACUCUAUUUUUUUAAAAGUAUCUCCAGUAAAUUCCAUUACUUUAAAUGAGGAAAAUUGCCAAAAAGUAGAGUUAUUUAAUAAUAGUUAUUUUUGAAUGUGAACCAAAUAAAUAUUUUUUUGAAGCUAUAGUAAUUUUAAAUAUCUAUUAUCCUCUCGACCAUGAUUAUUCCAUUUGAAGAAUAUAAUUUAUGCUCAACGAUAAAGCUCAGUAGUACGUAAUAAGAAUUUUAGCUAUUCGUCCAACGUUUUACCGUUUUUUUUUAUAUCGAUGCUACAAAUGAAAGAAUAAUUUGAGCAUUUGCGACAAUUAUAAUAAACCGCUAGUUAUGUUAGAUAUAGUACAUCCAUGAUUGUAGAUAUAGUGAAAAAAAAUGGUUAUAUAUUGUUGUUUUCGUGAUUGAAACUGAAAUUCUUAUAAUAUCAAACUUCACCACACGUGUUUCACCGGCUGUUUCCGGGUUCCUGUUAUGAGAAUUUAAGCUUUGAUCGGAAACGAACAUGUUUGUCUCUUAAUUUCCCGAAUGUGUUUACCUCUUAAUUUUUCAUAUAAAUUAGAAAAUGAGCGUUAGAUGAAAUUAUUCCAUGUUUCAAAUAAUAUGAAUCGAUAAGAGCUGGAAUGGUGGAAAAAAUUUGGUUGCUUUUCAUGAAUAGAAAUUUGCUUUUUUAAACCACAGCAUGUGUGCGUGCGCAUGACGUAUGGCGAUUAUUAUGCACGCAAAAAGCCUUUAUUUAAUUUCGGAUACAAUAUAAAUAGUUGCCAAACGUACGUUUCUGCUGUAAUGUUUCAUCUUUAGAUCUGUUUUUCGCCAAGUCAAACCAUGGUUAUGGGCUCAGUGAUCAUGGAUGAAGCUAGUGAGUUAUCGGUGUUCAUUCGCGGGUUAAAAUGGUCGGGCAUGGCCAAGACAGGCCAACUAUAAUUUAUGAUUUGAUUUUGUUAUUGAUAGCUACCUUGGCUGAAAUGGCUCAUCGUGAAUAUCAAACGGGAAACUACAAUCGUGCAGAACAGCUUUGUAUGCAACUAUGGCGAAGAGAUCCAUCUAAUACUGGUGUAUUGCUUCUUUUAUCCUCAAUUCAUUUUCAAUGUCGUCGAAUGGACAAGUAAGUUUAUAGUAAAGUUUGAUAUGCGAAUUUAUUAAUGCUGGUCUAAUAUAUAUAUGUUAAUAUUGAAAUAUUUUCGAUUCCUCUUUUUUCACAAACUUUAGAUCAGCUCACUUUAGUACACUGGCUAUAAAACAAAACCCCGUCCUUGCCGAAGCUUACUCAAAUCUUGGUAAUGUCUACAAAGAACGAGGGCAGUUAAAAGAUGCUUUAGACAACUACAGACACGCUGUUAAAUUAAAACCUGAUUUUAUCGAUGGCUAUAUCAAUUUAGCGGCAGCAUUGGUUGCUGCGGGAGACUUAGAAGGAGCCGUUCAAGCCUACGCCACAGCACUCCAGUACAACCCGGUAUUGUCCUUUGAUAUUCUGUUUUAACACUUACAAAAUGUCUUUAAUAAUAUUAGCCAUUAGCCUUGAUUUGUGUUCAAUAUAUUGUGAUGGGGGGGGGGAGUCAUUUUUUCAUAAAUUGUUGGAUGUUACCCCCUGAUUUUUUACCAAUAUGCAAUGUGACCUACUUUGAUACUUGGCACAGGGAAAUAUCAACAUCGAAUCUUGGCAUGAUUCCUAGUAUUUCUGGAAAACAUUUUGCCAAAUCCUCUGAUUUUAUCGAGGGGCCUGCCACUGUAUUCUAAAGUAUACAAGAUUUCGAAACAUAGACUGAUUUUGUGGGGGGUGUAGGGGGUUGCUAUCCCCCCCCCAAUAUUAGCUAUAACCCAACCCCCCCAAACAAAAUGUCCACCCCUCCAAAAAAAAUUUCAAACCCCCCCUCCAAUAUUCGGCAUAAAAAAUAAUUAAAUAGUCCACUCCAACGUGCAGAGUGUUGAUGAUACAAAAUAAACGUAGGAGUACACUCAAAUAGAAAUAAGACAGUGCAAUACUCUGAAACUAAUUGCUCCUUGCUUACAUUCACUGGUUUAUUUACUCUAUUAUCUCCCCUGAAUAGAGUUUGCAGUACCUUGUCAUGCAAAUAGCUUGCUUGCAAGGAAUGUAAGGAAUAUUUUACGAACAUUAUUUUUAGUUUUUAAUUCUUUUAGGAAAUAGUCUUGCCUAUAGAUUUAAUCUUUACGUCCCAAAUAUUAUUUACAUCGGAGUUGCAUCAUAAAUUGUACUCGGAUUCAAACGACACAAUGUCAAUGAUUUUAUAAAAGUAAAAGCAUAUUGUGUAUUGGCCUAUUGGGUUUACACUUUUACAGGUUCAUUUAACUUUAACUCUCUCAAGUCUCAACAGACAAUUGGACAGGCCAAAUCCAUUGAUUUGACACCUUAAAAAAACGUUUUUUUCGAAGCAAGAAGUCAUGAUUUUUUUCAAAUUUUUCCAGGGAUACUUUGUUUCCUGCUCUCUAGACUCCCACUCGCGGCUCUAGUGCUCCACCCCUGGAACAUAGACCUUACUGGGGUUUGGUGACACUUUGUGUUGCUUCAUUCACCUGCUCAUGGCUCACCCUUCUAAAAUUUCUGGCACCACCCCAGUAAUAAAUAUGAAAAUCCGUCUAUGUUUUGAAAUCAGGUGAUUUCUAACCUGAUUUCUAACCUGAUUUUUGCUGCUUACUAACCGGAUUUCUGUUGUUUCAGGGCGCGAAAUAACGGCCGGUCAACGGACAAUGUCCGGCCAGAAUGCGGAAUUGUCCGGUCAAAUUCUUACCUUUCCGGUCAUUUUGACUAGUCACUUUUGGUACAAGAACAAACAACUAAUCUUCAUUUGAAUUCAUAAUCAAAACAAAGUUGUCAAGCAUUAUAAUUAAGAACCAUAACAUGUUGUCCAAUACGUUGCGGGAAAAGAACUUCAAUGUACGCCAGCUUUCCCACGCAGUACGUCACAAAGCCCGUGGCCAUGUUUUUGGCUUAAGAGUUAAUUAAGGCCAUUGUUUUAGCGCAGUGCAAGUUGUUUUAUGUGAAGGUCUGUGAAGGAGUUUUUAAUUACUGAUUACAGUAAGGCUUUUUGUAAUGCUAUACUGGGAAAAUAGUCACAUUUUUAGGGGUAUACUUUACUAGGCUUUACUUUAAGCUGAAUAAUAUGACCGGCCAGAAAUACGGUAUGUCCGAGCUAAAAUUGAGUUGGCCGGUCACCUUGACCGGCGUCCCUCCAGCCGUUAUUUCACGCCCUAGUUUUAUAAUGCGAUUUCUUGAUUUUUUAACAUGAUUUCUGUGGGUGACCACUGUCAUAUAGACUGUUGGCUCAAUAAUGAUGAAGUUUCAAGCAAGGCUGCCACUCGUAGGGGGAUUCCCCUAUGGUAGGGGAUUAUCACCUCUUGUGGGGGGGGUAUACAGAAACUUAGGAAUGGGGAUGCGGAUACCUAGGGAAUGUAGGAGGUUUCUUUUACGGUUUAUCUUCAAAAAUCGAUUUCGCUUUUUGUCUUUAUCUAAAUCAGUCUUUCCGUAAAUUUCAAUAUUUUAUGCAAGGGUGGAUUUUCAUUUAUGUAAAGGAGGGUAGAAAAAUUUGAAGGGGUGCAAGCGGCACCACUCAGUGAGCUUCAACAGGGGUUCGGCGUUUGGGUUAAAGCCUUUCACACAGAAUAGGAGGGGUGAAGCAAAAUUUUGGUGGGGUUGAACACUUUGUUAGAGGGGUUAGAGAGAUUCUAGGAGGGUUUAACCCCCCUAACCCCCCCCCCCCAGUAAAUCCGCCCAUGAUUUUAUGGCUUCGAUGGAAUGUGGAACAUUGUGGUGGGCCCCUUGGAUUUUAUGGCAGUUUAAAGUAUGUAAAAAGGCAUGGACCAGUUCUGUGGCUACAAGGAGUCUGGAGUGAGUAAAUUUUGUGACGACAUGCAAGGUACUUGUCAAAAUAUACUCUUGCCAUCUUCAAAACUUUGAAAAGUUCAAUGGCUUCAACUCUAUGUUCAGGUCUAGCCUGAGUAUCAGUCCCUGUUUUCCAUUCCUUAUAUGUGGGUGGGUGGUCACAUGUAAAAAUCUGGCUUUUCACUUGAUUGGUCUAUCAGACUAAAAAGUAUAAUCUGUCUUUUGAUUGGUCAGUGCUUAUUAAUUAGAUUAGAUUAUUAUUAGCAGUUUUAACUAGAAUUAGAUUGGUGUUGUUCAUUUAUGUGAAAUUGGUAGAAUAUAAUUUUACUGUGGGUGGAGAGCAACCAGAUUAAGCUUUGUGUCAAGGCUCUAUUUGCAAAAUAGAGUCUGACACAAAGAUUUGACAAAAAUUUUCAUUAAAUUGUGAGUCAGGGUGUUCUCACAAUGCUUGGAAUUGGCAGCAUGUGACAAUUCUUUGGGUUUUUUUUACUUUGACUUGAUCAAUAAAACAAGAUGCUCUAUUGAAUUUAGUUGAUUUAUGCACUACCAUGUUAGUACCACUAACAUGAUACAAACUACUAUGACAUACACUAAGGAGUAUGCAAAAUGUGCCUAUAUUAACCAGUCUUGGCCAGUUAAGCGCCAGCACUCUCCCCAUGAUGAGUAAAAUCAUCUGGUGUUAGACAGAGUAAAAUAAGAAAGUAGGGCGCAAUGUGACUCAAUGGGUUGACUAGACACAUAGGCAGAUAGGCCAGUUAACAACGUUUAAAAUUGUGUGGCGUUAGACAGAGUAAAAUAUUAAAUUAGGGCACAUCAGGGCACAAUGCGACUCAAUGGGCCUGCAAUGCAUCCUAAUUUGAUAUUUGGUACAGGGAAAGCGAUGGGCAUUAAUGAGUUAACCCAUUAAUCUGUGUUUAACUCAUUAAUCUGGGUUAAUAAGUUUUCUCAUCAUUAAUGCCCAUUAAGUUUAUUAUUAACCCAUUAAGCUUUAUUAUGUCCAUUCCCUAAAGUGCAAUUUAAAUAUUCUUAAAUAAAUUGAGUAAAACAUGAUUUGCUAAUGUGAUAGUCUUUUUAAUUAAAAUACAUACUCCUAGGAAGACUAUUGCAGUAAAGUGUUAUUUAUUUUCAGUGCUCUACAAGUAACUUCGUUAAAAGUAACUAGUUACAAGUAAUCCUUACGUUUUUCGGUAACGGUAACUCGUUACAUUUUGAGAACGUGUAACUGUAACCGUAACUAGUUACAAAAAAUGCCAUAAAAUUGAAACGAUUACAAGUUAUUUUGCCAAAGUUACAAGUUACAUUUUUUUCGUUGCUUUUUGUGUACGUUGUUAAAAUGAAAUAAAUCAAUAGUCACAGUCAGGCAAGCUCUUAAUCAUCUGCACAGGAGUAAUUUAAUCAGACACAACAGAAUCUGUUCAAGACACAAAUUUAAGUCAAGGAUUUCAAGACGUUUACGUACAGUAGGAACUGAUCGGAAUGCCGUCGCUCGCCUUACUUGGUCUCGUCACAAUUGGUCUUUGGUCUCAUUUCACUUGGCCUUGGCCCAGUCACAUAGUUGCCAACUUGGGAAAAAAACAUCCGUGAGAUUUUGCUUUGGGGAGGCCCACGAUGCGCCACCACGGUUAUCGCCGAGCGGGGAGAUUUUGAAAAUAUGGAGUCUCCAGAUCGUUGGAAAUGACAUUUUCAGCUUCUAUGCCUUAUAUAUACACACAAGUUUUGGUAGCUUUUAUUAUAAGUACAAAACCAUAUUGUUGAAUACCCACAAGUAUGCGAUGUUUUAUACACACAAGUUUUGGUAGCUUUUAUUAUAAGUACAAAACCAUAUUGUUGAAUACCCACAAGUAUGCGAUGUUUUCAUUAUCUAUUUUUGGCUUAGGGAAGCCUCAUAUCGAUUUUGUCCACGAGAAACGUCAUAUGUUCGUUUGGGGUGGGGGCCAGGGGGUUUGCAGCUGUGACGUUCCUCUGUAGAACACCAUGGAAGGAUUCGAUAGUUUUUAAUCAUCUUUGCAGAAUAUAAAAAAGAAAACAACUUGAUACAAACGCCUGUUCUAUACAUUUAUAUUGUUACGCCUUCCUUGCAUUGAAAACACUCAAAUUUCAAGAAAAACGCGCUAAAAUUGUCAAUAUUUCAUCCAAAAUAGAUGUUUUGAGUAACGUUGGAAAUUUUGAAGUUCAUAUAUAUAUGUUAAUAAAAAACGUGUCAGCGGAAGCAUCGCCAAUAGCCGACCAUAGAAAAUAGUAGUAAAUUACCUUAUGUGUACUAUGAACAAAAUAUCGAUAACAAUGUGUGACGUUUCUAAGGGGGGGGGUUGUCUCCAGAGAAACGUCCAUAUGACCAACAGCAGGUGUAAUUGUUAUGGGUGACUUUAACCAGUUCGACUCCAAACGCCUUUGCAGAAACACGUCACUUAAACAAAUUGUAAAGAAACCUACCCGUGGGAAUGCAACUUUAGAUUUAAUAUUUACUAAUAUGAAACGUUGUUACAAUGACCCUGAAAUACUCCCUGCUAUUGGACAAUCGGAUCACAUGUCAGUCCUGUUACACCCCGUUAGUAACAAUCACCGCCCUAAUACCAUUACCAAAGUCUGGGUCAGAAAGCGGAAGCAAUCAAAUAUGCAGGCAUUUGGUCGAUUUCUUUUGGAUCUUAACUGGAAUGUACUUUCGCAGCUACCCGAUUGUCAAAAAAUGUGUGACCUGUUUUAUGACAUUAUUCUCAUGGGUUUGGAUACAAUUUUCCCCCAAAAAUCUGUUAAACUUCACUGUAGAGACAAAGCGUGGAUUACCCCUGAAAUCAAACUCCUCAUCUCCCAACGACAAAAGGCCUUUGCCUUGGGAAAUACAAUUGAAUACAACAAAUUGCGAAAUAAAGUAAUUCACGUCGUGAAACAGGCAAAGUCUAAAUACUUCGAGUCUCAAGUGAAUCAUCUAAAAAAGUCAAAGCCAAGGAAAUGGUGGAGUGCUAUUAAAAACCUAGCUGGCUUUUCUUUAAAGCCUGCCUUCCAUUCUGUAGAGGUAAAUGGAACUAUCUUGCAGGGACGAGGCUUAGCACUCGCUGUUAAUAACGGGUUUUUAGCCGCCACUAAAUCGUUACCGCCGCUUUCAAUUACUGACAAAUUAUCUGUGGAAGAACCUACUGUUUUGUACCCUAUCUCCGUUGUUGAUGUCGAAUCGCGUUUAAAAGCAGUUAAAUCGAAUAAAGCUCCUGGUCCAGACUCUCUGCCAAAUUGGAUUCUCAAUAACUUUUCAAUGGAGAUUUCAGAACCUGUGACAAUGAUUUUUAAUGCCUCCAUUAAACAAGCACAAGUUCCAAUGCAGUGGAAAGAAGCAAAUGUCGUUCCCGUCCCUAAGACAUCCUCGGUCACGGAUAUAUCUUCAGACCUGCGACCUAUAUCUCUGACCGCCGCGCUCUCAAAGGUUCUUGAAUCAUUUCCAUUUCAAUGGAUUAUGGAUACCAUUAAGUCUCAGUUGGACCCAAAGCAAUUCGGAUCGUUAAAAGGCUCUUCUACGAUAGACGCAUUAAUUAGCAUGUUCCACUGUUGGUAUUCUAACACAGACGGCAAUGGCGAGACUGUUCGUGUUUUUCUGCUUGACUUUAGUAAAGUAUUCGACAGAAUCAACCACAAAAUCCUGAUAAAAAAGAUGCAGUUACUAAAUAUUGAUAAAUCCUUAAUAAACUGGGUUGUUGAUUUCCUGAUGCAAAGAAGACAGAGGGUGAAAUUGGGUUCUUCGUUCUCUGAUUGGUCCUUGGUAAAUGGAGGCGUCCCGCAAGGUACAAUCCUUGGCCCAUUACUUUUCCUCAUCAUGGUCAACGAUUUGGCUAUUAACCACAAAGAUAGAUGGAAAUAUGUUGACGACACUAGUCUCUCCGAAACAAUCGGUAAAGGUUGUCAAAGUAACCUGCAAUCCGUUAUUAAUAAUAUCGAUCAAUGGUGCACGGAAAAUGAUAUGAUGCUUAAUCGUUCUAAAUGCAAAGAGCUAAUUAUCUCGUUCGCUAAGGACGUCCCUAAUCUUCGACCAUUGUUUAUUAAAGAUCACUGUAGCUAUGUCCCCAGUUUUAUCAGCAAAGGUUCUUGGUCUGUACUUUUCUUCUGAUCUUAGUUGGAACUUACAUGUUGAACACAUAGUAUACAAGGCAUCAAAGAGACUUUUUUUCUCCGAGUGCUUAAACGCAGCGGUCUUGGAGGGAGUUCUCUAAUUCAGUCUAUACCACAUGUAUACGACCUGUGCUUGAAUAUGCAUGCCAGGUUUGGAACUUAAACUCCCCUGACUAUUUAAAGGAAGAAAUCGAAAGAAUUCAGAAGCGAGCCCUACGAAUAAUAUGUCCUGACCUGUCAUACCGCAAAGCCUUGGAAGUUUAUGAAAUAUCGUUGCUCUCUCAAAGACGAAAUAAUUUAUGUAAAUCGUAUUUUAAGAAACUUCUCAACCCGGAAAAUAAAUUGAAUGAACUUAUCCCUAAUAAACACGAGGACUUACGUACUUACAAUCUACGUAAUGAUCAGCAUAUUAACUUAAUUAAUUGUAAGACUACAAGAUUUAGUAAAAGUUUUAUUCCUUCUAGCAUCGUAUCAUAUAAUGAUUCAUUUUAAUUGUAAUAUAAAUUUUAGUGUUAAUAUACCGUAUAUUACUAUAUGUAUUAGUUUUACCUUGUAUUUUAAAUGUUAACUCUGUACAAUUCAGCUCUUAGCUGCCAUUCAGAUUUUUUAAUAAAUUCAAUUCAAUUCAACAAUUCAAUGACGAUUCUCAUGGACAAAAUUGAUAUGUGAAGCUUCCCUUAAUAGCGUGAAUAUUUUUACAAGAAAGAAGUUUUAUGUAAUUUGACGCAAAUAAAAUCACUUUUAAUAGUUAAAAUGUGCAACAAAGCCAACAUAUUUAAGAACCAGUUGGGUUAUUUUCGAAAUCCAUGAGAGUCCGUGAGAUAUUAACAACCUAUGUCUGUGAGCUCACCGUGAGGUUUUAGUAAAAUCCGUGAUGCUUAUACGGUGGAUCCGUGAGAGUUGGCAACUACGCAGUCAUGAUCACGUUUCUGCUUUUUCAUUGCGAAGUCAGAAGCCACUAGCCAGUGAGGGAUAUUUUUUAAAUUUUUCAAUCUAUUCGUUCAGACUGUAUAAUAGCAGUCGAGAGUUUUUUUAAUUGACAAUUCUAUUAAGAAAUCGAUUUAUUUUUUUACAGAUACACGCAGAUACAUUUUUUUAAAUUUUUCAAUCUAUUCGUUCAGACUGUAUAAUAGCAGUCGAGAGUUUUUUUAAUUGACAAUUCUAUUAAGAAAUCGAUUUGGUUUUUUACAGAUACACGCAGAUACAUCUAGUAAAUAGUUAUUAAUUUUGCCAAUAAUUUUGCAGCAAGUUUCAUUACCAUUCGAAUUAUAUGCGUUCUUAAUUGCAAUCAAUAAAUGUAACUUGUAACUUUGUAACUAAGUUACAAAAAAUAUAUUGUAACUGUAACUAGUUACACUUUGGCAUCUGUAACUUGUAUCGGUAACUAGUUAUGUUUUUGGUAAUGUAACUGUAACUAGUUACAAAUAAACUGUAACUGUUACAACACUGAUUAUUUUAACAUGUGAUAGGUAUUUUUGUUUGCUUGCCAUUGGGAAUAUAUGGCACGCAUACAACAUCAAGAUCAUAUUUUCAGUAAAAAGAAGAUCAUAAGUAUUUGAUUUAAACAUACUUAUAUUCACCCAGAUUUGUUCGUUUUGACUAAAAUGAACAAAUCUGAGUGAAUACAUAUACCAGAUAGCAUAAAACGUUUACUAUUAAUCGAAGAUAUUUCAUAUAGUUUGUUGCAUUUGAAUACUGUAACUGUUACAACACUGAUUAUUUUAACAUGUGAUAGGUAUUUUUGUUUGCUUGCCAUUGGGAAUAUAUGGCACGCAUACAACAUCAAGAUCAUAUUUUCAGUAAAAAGAAGAUCAUAAGUAUUUGAUUUAAACAUACUUAUAUUCACCCAGAUUUGUUCGUUUUGACUAAAAUGAACAAAUCUGAGUGAAUACAUAUACCAGAUAGCAUAAAACGUUUACUAUUAAUCGAAGAUAUUUCAUAUAGUUUGUUGCAUUUGAAUACUGUAACUGUUACAACACUGAUUAUUUUAACAUGUGAUAGGUAUUUUUGUUUGCUUGCCAUUGGGAAUAUAUGGCACGCAUACAACAUCAAGAUCAUAUUUUCAGUAAAAAGAAGAUCAUAAGUAUUUGAUUUAAACAUACUUAUAUUCACCCAGAUUUGUUCGUUUUGACUAAAAUGAACAAAUCUGAGUGAAUACAUAUACCAGAUAGCAUAAAACGUUUACUAUUAAUCGAAGAUAUUUCAUAUAGUUUGUUGCAUUUGAAUACUGUAACUGUUACAACACUGAUUAUUUUAACAUGUGAUAGGUAUUUUUGUUUGCUUGCCAUUGGGAAUAUAUGGCACGCAUACAACAUCAAGAUCAUAUUUUCAGUAAAAAGAAGAUCAUAAGUAUUUGAUUUAAACAUACUUAUAUUCACCCAGAUUUGUUCGUUUUGACUAAAAUGAACAAAUCUGAGUGAAUACAUAUACCAGAUAGCAUAAAACGUUUACUAUUAAUCGAAGAUAUUUCAUAUAGUUUGUUGCAUUUGAAUACUGUUACAACAUGUUACAACACUGAUUAUUUUAACAUGUGAUAGAUUUUUGUUUGCUUGCAUUGGGAAUAUAUGGACGCAUACAACAUCAAGAUCAAUUUUCAGUAAAAAGAAGAUCAUAAGUAUUUGAUUAAACAUACUUAUAUUCACCCAGAUUUGUUCGUUUUGACUAAAAUGAACAAAUCUGAGUGAAUACAUAUACCAUAGCGGGACCAAAUCGUCGGGCUGGCUACGCCACUGCCUGAUUAGACAAUACUAUUAGAAACCUUAUAUGUAACUACCAAGUUGUCAAACAGAAACAUUUAUUUAUUUAUUUUAGCUUUGCCAACUAAGACAGGGUCACGAUAACAGCAUGUGCCAAUUACUGUGGGCCCUUUUACCUAACCCCAACCCUGUCAACUUUCCCUGUUGGAGGAAACCGGAGUACCCGGGGAAAACCCACGACUUUCAGCAGAGCGUUGACUUUUACUCUUUUCACAUGAGGACUGGGUUCAAGUCGCAUUGAGAAAGUACUCACUGAGGCUUGAACCCGCGGCCUCAGGGGUGAAAGGCAAGUGUGCUAACCACUUGACCACCGAAGCCCCACAAACUUGCCCUCAGUAUGAGUGUAACAUCUGUAAUAGUAUUUUAACUCUUUGUAUCUAUGCAACUUGGAAGCAUUGACCUUUUCUAUUAAUUAUUACAAAUUCACUUCUUCAUGCCUAACAAACCUAAACAAAAGAAGAAAGUUCAAAACUUUUUUGCCCUUUGAAAUGUUUGAACUGCAAUUGAAUAAAACUAGUAAACUACAAAAUCUAAUCUGAAGUGUGAUGUCUGUAAUGAAGAAUUUACACAACAAUUUUAUUUGACAGGAUCUUUUCUGUGUUCGGAGUGAUUUGGGUAAUCUUUUGAAAGCUCUCGGAAGGCUGGAAGAAGCAAAGGUAAUUUUCCAUUGGCUGGAUACUGGUAUUGUAUGAAUUCUACCAAAUUAUAAUAUCAUGUUCUGUGAACAAAAUCCCUUAAAAAGUCUAGUACAUUUUGGAAACAUUCUGUUCACAUAGAACAUGUUUUAGUGAGCUAAAGUUGGUUUACCAAAUAGCAUGUUAAUUUCCCACAAGGUUUAAAACUUUGAGAUACUUUAUAAACUAGUUUAAAAAAUUUGGCAGUCCCAUUACUGUAAAAGCUCUCCACCAAUAAUAGUAUGUUUAUUCAACAUUAUGUAUCACCAAGUGAUUCUGAAACCUGUGAGGAAAUAUUCCCAUUGGGCAGGCCAACUUUCGCUGUUGUAAUGUAGUUACUGUAUUGUUAGUUGUAAUUGUAUAGUUAUUGUGUGUUCUUUGUCAGUUUUUCAGAAGUCUCCCAACAAUGCCUUUGAAACAAAGUAUUAGCUUACAAUCAGAGUUCAUCUGGUUUUGAUUUCUUCAUUAUUUUUGUAAAUUGUUUGAAAAAUCAGAGCAUUGGUGGAGUUUUCUCAUACAUUUUGCUGACAUGUAAAACUGCCCUGCCAAAUUUCAAAACAACGUCACUGACUUAAAAAUAUCUCCUUUUCCACCUUUCUUUCUACAAGCAGUUAUUAGUGCCAUGGUGAGUGUUAUUACGGCAUCUUGGAUGAUACAGAAGAUAUCCACAAUGAACGCGGGGCUGAUGAACGUGGCUGAGAAAGACCAACUUGGCUUUUUUCUUCUUGCUGCUCCCAUUCCUUUGCCAUGCCCGUUUUUGGUUUUCUUGUUUACAAUAAAAAUGGGAAUGCUAGACAACUUUGUGGAUUGUUGUUUAUUAAGUUCACCUGUAUAUUUUUUUGCAUGCUUUUCCUUAUUACCAUGCUACCUUCCUUUUGAGGCAGCUUAAAUUAAUACAGAUUUUGAGUCGUGACAGAAAUCUUCCGACAAGCUAACAAAGCAAAGGUUAUAAGCAUUCUCAUUUUUACUCUAAACAAAACCCCCACCUUGAAAAGACAACAUCUACUAUUCACAUUGCAUUUGAGCAGUGGUUGUCCUUAUUUCAAGUCCGGUUCAAAUUCAACAUGUUGCUUGUUUCUUUGAUGCAGUUAUCAAUGUAUUGCAACCCCUAAGAGAAAAAAUUAUUUAUAAUUAUUUGAAUUUUGGACAGUUCCUAUAAAAGCAAAAGCAUUUAUGAAGCAUUACACUGUGCACUGCAGUCUUUUUAAGACAUCUAAAGAAGCAAGUGGUAUGAUGCCCCAGUGUUGAAUUUGGGUGUGAGGUUACAACGUUAUUUUGCUGUUUUUGUAUGGAAAACGAACAAAAACGUCCAUGCAUUUAUAGCAGCCUAGCAAAGUACUUCACACUUGAAUUCAUAAAGUUAUUUGAAUGAAAUGAAAACCAUUAUGUUCUUUCUGCUUCCUGCUGCAUCUUUUGCUUAUUUGCUUUGCUUUGCUUUUUGUUUUGCUUUGCAUUGCUUGCUCUUGCUUUCCGUUUCUUGCUAUUUGCCACUUGGUCAAAACUAGGCAUGUUAUCUGAAAGCAAUUGAAACUCAGCCAAACUUUGCUGUUGCUUGGAGCAACCUGGGGUGUGUUUUUAAUGCUCAAGGAGAAAUUUGGUUGGCCAUCCAUCAUUUUGAAAAGGUAGUGUCUCUCCCUCCUUGCCUUAUGCAUAUUUAUGAUGAGAAAUUUAGCCAUCACCAGACAGUUAAGAAUAAAUAGCUCAUUAGUAUUCAUUUUUUGUUGCAAACUUUUUCAUAGAUUUGAUAAUUUAUUCCAUUUUGAUUAUUUGAACCAUUGUGCAGUUGUGCUGCAUUUUUCGCCGUCGUUCCUGGUUAGGUCUUAAAAUGUAUAUAUUCUCACUUGGAUUACAAACCCUAACAUUCUAACGUUUAUGCAAUGCCCGUUACUUGCUACCUGUAUUGUAUAUGUACAUCCAUAUUUAUAGAUAUACAUAUGUACAUCAAUGUACAAAUGACGUAAUUUUUGCGAAAAUUACUGUUCAAUGCUGAGUGAUUGUUGGUUAUCAAUUUUUUUUAAUACACUUGAGUUAUCCACAGAAGACACUAUUGUGCAAAAUUCCAAUUGGCUAUGUUUCACCAUCAGGUCCAAAUGGGUGUACAGUAAUUUCAUUAGAGUAAUUGCACAACAUGGCCCCAGUCUCUGGAUCCACGUGCUUCACAAUGAGAAGUUUUGUGAAAUCUUACAUGUGAUUUAAUGAUGAUCUUUAGGCUGUGCAACUCGACCCAUCCUUUCUUGAUUCUUACAUUAACCUUGGUAAUGUCUUGAAAGAAGCAAGGAUAUUUGACAGGUAAACUAUUAAACAUACUGUAUAAAUGAGAAAGAAGAUACCAUAAUUGCUUGUGGAUUGACAAAUUGUAAAUGAGGGCCUCUCCCUAUUGGGUUGCUCUGUCGGACCAGCAAAUGGUUAAGCAUCAACGUUUUCUUAAUCCUCUCCUUCCUUUUUAUUUAAAUGUACCCUUAAAAUGUGUUUGUACCUGUAUUAGGUAAGUUCAUAAAAUGUUUCUUGCAUGUGUAUUAUAGGGCUGUUGGUGCAUAUCUCCGAGCUUUACAAUUGAGUCCAAACAAUGCUGUAGUACAUGGAAACUUGGCUUGUGUUUAUUAUGAACAAGGGUAAGAAAAUGUAUUCCUUGAUUUGAAAACUUGGUUCAUUUGUGUGAGGUAAACAAUGAAUAUUUAAAAAUAGUAUUACUUUAUUGCCCAGCAAAUAUUUUUUUAAAAGGUGUAUGUUAAUUAACAGUUGAAUAUCCAUUUGUAUUUUGUAGUCUUUCUGAUUUGGCUGUUGACACGUAUCGCAGAGCUAUUGAGUUGCAACCUAACUUUCCUGAUGCUUAUUGCAAUCUUGCAAAUGCAUUGAAAGAACAGGGAAAGGUAAUUUAAAUGAAUCUUUACAGAAAAUCAUAUUCAAUUCUAAUUCUGAAUUUCUUCUUUAUACAUAAUGCAUAUUUUUCUAAUUAUAGACUGAUGAAGCAGAAGAUUGUUAUAACAUUGCUCUUCGACUAAAUCCAUCUCAUGCAGAUUCAUUAAACAAUCUUGCAAAUAUCAAACGUGAACAAGGUUUUAUGGAAGAAGCAAUCAAAUUGUAUUGCAAAGCCCUUGAGGUACAGGUACAAUAAAUUAUGUGUGGUUGCUAAAUGUUUAAAAUUUACCAUUUCAAAUUUACGUGAUGAAACAGUAAGUGGCAAUGUUUUUUAUGUACAAUAUGAUAUUUUAUAAUGAAAAAAACGAGUAUUUUUUAAAAAAAUGUGUAUUUUUAAAUAAUUUAGGUUUUUCCUGAGUUUGCUGCUGCUCACUCAAAUCUUGCCAGUAUAUUACAACAACAAGGGAAACUUCAAGAUGCACUCAUGCACUACAAAGAAGCAAUCAGGUAAUGUCAGAACCAUUUGGUUUGAUUUGUGAAACAUACAGUAUACUAAUCAGUAUACUAUUGAAAUGUAACUUUUUAAUAAAGGUACCUUUUGGAGUUUUCUUUUUACCUUUUGGAGUUUUCUUUUUACUUUAUUCGCGCGAUGUUAACACUAGAGAGCUUAAAGGUCCAGACACACCGGACGCGAUUCGACAACGCGACGCGAUUUUUCGAUUUUCACUGACCGAUAACUUUGAUCCUAGUUUAAAUUUUCCAAAUAUUUAGAAGCGCUAUAACAUUUUGAGUUAUUUGGUCUACAUAUUUUUUAAAAUUUCCUCUCAUUGGCAAAUUUAUUAACUUUCAAAAACUAAAAAAUCGCGUCGCGUUGUCGAAUUGCGUCCGGUGUGUCUGGACCUUAAGAUCCAUGACGCGGCCGGCUCAACGACUCGCUCUGAAUUUCAGCUCAAGAAUGAACGCCAAGCAAUUUCAUUACUGUAAUAAAUGUUUGAAGAUUUUUCAAAUAACAUUACAAACUGCUAAUUUCGACUUUAAGUAACACUGACCUUUUGGGUUAAGCUUUCACGUUGCUUCAAAGACGUGAUAAUGCUUUGUUUAACGUUGUGCUGAGCAUGACAAAGCCGUUGAGAAUACCCCUUGGGACCACAAAUUAUUCACAGUUUUUGUCUUGCAUGACAAAUUUAUUUCUUUCCCAAGCGUCGUUGAGCUGGCCGCGUCGUAGAUCUUAAACUCUCUAAUGAUAUUUAACUAAAACUUCAAUAAAUACCUUGCAGCAGGUUAUUAUACAAUCUGUAUGAGAUUGGUGACUAGCAACCUAACGAUGAUCGGCGUAUAAAUCAUCAGUCUCAGUAAUUGGCAUUUUUUAUCGAUUCAUCUCCAGUGUACCUUAUCAAAAAAUAUGGCCAUUUUUCCUUUAGAAUACAUCCAACAUUUGCAGAUGCUUACUCCAACAUGGGCAACACACUCAAGGAAAUGCAGGACGUUCAAGGAGCCAUUAACUGUUAUAGUCGUGCUAUUCAGAUUAAUCCAGCAUUUGCUGAUGCCCACAGUAACCUAGCAUCAGUUCACAAGGUAAGAUAGAUAGACAUAUUCCAUGAUAUAUACAGUAUAGAUACAUAUUUCAUAAUAAUUAUCUAACCACAGGAUGCAGGCAACAUAUCCGAAGCUAUCCAGUCAUAUAAAACGGCUCUGAAACUCAAACCAGAUUUUCCUGAUGCUUAUUGUAACUUGGCUCACUGUUUGCAGGUUUGUAUAUACUACAAUUGUAGAACAUAGAAAAUAUUAUUUUGUAAUGUAAUUGUUACAAUAAGUUCAAUAAAGACAAUUAUAAUCAGUAUGAUAUGCACAAUAUGAAAGCAGAGUUUCACAUCUGCAGUAUUCUAAUAUCAAUGCAAUAUACAUGCAUGGAUACCAGAUUUUUAAAUUUUUUUUUAUUUAUUCAAAUUUAAUAUUUGGAUACUGGGCAUUACAGUUCUAUUCUCGCCAGAUAUUUCCCUGUUAUACAUUUUCAAGAUUUUGUCAUAUUUGUUUGUAAGUUAAGAAGAAACAUUCUCUAUCGUCAACUAUGUCUUGCAUAUCUCUAUUUUCCAGCAAGUCUGUUAUUUGGCCAUGAUAAAAAUAUAAAUAAAUAGCACCUAUUUUUUUUCUACUAAGUACUUGAAAAGAUUAAGUUAAGUUCAAAUAAAUAAAAUAAACUAGAUUUUCUGGCUGGAUAUCAGAUUUAAAGUUGCACAUAUUCAAUUGGAUAGUGCUGUUAGUGAUACUUCCAAAUUUCAAGCCCUGAGCGAUGUGAUUUAGUCAGCGUCAAACUUGAAAAGGUUCACGGAUUUUUUCAAGAUUUUUUUCAUUUGUGCAAGAGAAGUGCCGAGUGGUGAUAUUAUAUGGUUCAUUUAUAAUACAGUUUCGACCCAAUCUAUACCAAACUUCAAUUUAAAUAAAAUCACAUCGCUCAGCAUGCGUUUAUGAUGUGUGAAGAUCCAUUAAAUUCGUACAGUAAUUUAUAUAGGGAAAAGUGCCACUAGGAAACUGUUGUAUACUUAUUCCUAUGUAGAUCAUUUGUGAUUGGAGUGAUUAUGAUACAAGAAUGACGAAAUUGAUAGAAAUCGUAAAUGAUCAGUUAGAGAAAAACCGCCUUCCGUCCGUGCAUCCUCAUCAUAGUAUGCUGUACCCACUGACCAAGGAAGCACGUAGGAAGAUUGCUAAUAGACAUGGAAACUUGUGCAUUGAGAAGGUACAUUUGUCCAGGGGCUUAUCUCUACCUUUUAUCCUAGUUAUCUAACCAACAAGGAGGAAUUUCGUUAUCGACCAAUCAAUGCAUUUGUUGACAUUUUCGCUCUAGGCCAAUCAGAAUGCGUAAUUGGUGACUACUUCCGGUAAACACACACAUUUGAACAGAAAAUAUAGGGUCUUAAAUAAAACUUCGAGGGGAUCAGGAUUUUUAAUUUUUUUAUUGGAUUUAACGUGACAAGGUAAAAUAAGAAAUUUCCAAAAAUUUGCCGCUGGGAUUUGCGUUUUGUUACCUAAUUCUAAAAUUAUCGGCAUUCGAACUUACGCGCUUUUCGCCGCUGUUCGAAUGCCGAUAACUUUAAAACUAGGCAAUAAAACGCAAAUCCCAACGCCGAAUUUUUAGAAAAUUUCUUAAUUUACCUUGUCACGUUAAAUCCUAUGGUUAAAUCCAAUAAAAAAAUUUUAAAAUCCUGAUCCCCCUCGAAGCUUUAUUUAAGACCCUAUAUUUUCUGUUCAAAUGUGUGUUUUUACCGGAAGUAGUAACCAAUUACGCAUUCUGAUUGGCCUAGAGCGGAAAUGUCAACAAAUGCAUUGAUUGAUCGAGAAGGAAAUUUCUCCUUGUUUAUCUAUAAACCUUAUCCUCAAACUUUACUCGAAUUCUCACUUCAGCCUCUAGAGUGAUGUUCGUUUUUAGGCAGUGAGCUCGAUAUAUAUCUGGAGCGAGAACUCGAGUCCCAAAAGUGAAGCCAAAGAUGGCGGAAAUUGAAAAGCUAUUGGACGUCAACUCAGUCCCUUUCUAUUGUUUUUCUGCGCGGUCGAACACAAAGCUGCCAGGAGUGUGCUAAAAUUUUGUAUUUUGAACUGAAACUAUUAGCCAUUCCGAAGUUGAUGAGUGGACUGGGGACGAAUGUUAAAAAGUGCCCAAAUUAAGAAAUGAACCAAAUCACUAAAAAGACCACCUCAAAAUUAGUAAGUAUACAAAGUUUGAAGACGUUUACAUGAAUAUCCUUCGAAUAAUAGGCUUUCGAAAAUCGCGAUAUUUACCAUGAAAUGUACUGUAAUUUUUGUUUUUGGGACGCGCGUCCCCAAAACAAUCUCUUAAUCAGUAAUUUCACAAUUUUCGAAAGCUUAUUAUUCGAAUGGUAUUCAUGUAAACGUCUUCAAACUUUGUAUACUUACUAAUUUUGAGGUGGUCUUUUUAGCUAUUUGGUUCAUUUCUUAAUUUGGGCACUUUUUAAACGGUCCGUUAGAAAAAAACUGGAAUGACCUGGAUUGGUUUUGGACGUCAAAUUCGCCAUCUUGGCUUCACUUUUCUCAUGGGCCGAAUGACUGAAAUAUACUGUAGAAUUUUUGUUGUCUACCACCAUGUUUAUUGCGCGAUGUUACAUGUACAUGGUGGAAAAUACCAAAACAACGUUAAAAAAACAUUGUUGAGAUUUAACCUCCGCUAUUGCUACCUCUCAUUGCAUGCAUCUGAUUGGUUAAUCGGGUAGAUUAAAUGCAUCUGAUUGGUUAAUGGUGGCGGUAGCAGAAAUCAAAUGUGAACUUCUCAACUGUUUAAUUGACUACUCGUUCCUUUCAUAUCAGGUGGCACUUCUGAAAAAGCAACCGUAUAAACAUCCAAAGGAUUUACAGAACAGUGAUGGUCGCUUAAGAAUUGGUUAUGUUUCCAGUGACUUUGGUAAUCAUCCAACAUCUCAUCUUAUGCAGAGUAUUCCAGGUUUUCACGAUAGAUCAAAGGUGGAGGUAAGUUAUAAGUAUAAAUUGAAGAAAGUCAAGAAAGUUUCUUGACAAACUCAUUGAGAAUGGGUUGUUUUGUUUCACUAGACAUUCUGCUACACACUCACUGGUGAUGACAACACAAGUUUCUUUAAGAAAAUAUCUCGUGAGGCAGAUCAUUUUAUUGACUUAUCUCAGAUACCAUGUCAUGGAGCGGCAGCUGACCGCAUCAACGCUGACGGCAUUCAUAUUUUGAUUAACAUGAAUGGUUACACCAAGGGAGCAAGAAACGAAAUAUUCGCCCUGAAACCAAGUCCAAUUCAGGUAUAUAAUACGAAUGAUACCCCUCAAGUAUGAUUUAGAUCGCAGAAAUUGCCUAUUACCGAGGUCAGCUAAUCAAUAGCCGAAAUCACAUUAGUGACGGGAAACUCAUCUAAUAUACAUCCGGUAACAGACGAGUUUGACGUCUCAAUUUUUCAGUCUAAACAGACUGGAACCCCGUCUAGACGAGACAGAUAAAGCGUUGCCAAGAUGAGACGGAUAAAGUGUUGCCAAGCAAGGGAAAAUUGGAACUGAAAUUAUCGAGAUAAACGUAUAAAAUUAUAUAUAAAACCUACACAAUAUUUGAGACGGAUUUCCGUUCCCAACAUUAUAUCCAGGCGGGUUUUGAUAGACGAGUAUCCCGUCUCUAAUGCGAACUCGGCUAAUAUAUGCUCGCUAUAAUCAGUAUGCUUGAAGUACCAGUUUCCCUUAAAAAAAGAAAUAAUUGAGAAUCAAAUGUCAACUACAAUGUAUUUAUUCAAUCUCAUAAUCUUUAGUUUAAUACCAAACUCCUUAUGUUCUCCCAUAGUCAUUUUCCGCAAUGGCAUUUCCUCACGUUAUCCAUGCAUUGUGAAUGCGUGCUGGGAGGUCGCACACCUAUAUCAUAUAACCUACGUUCCAUAGUUAAAGUUCUCGUUGUUUUCCAGGUCAUGUGGUUAGGUUAUCCUGGUACAAGUGGCGCGCCAUAUAUGGAUUACAUCCUGACAGAUCGUAUAACCUCGCCACUAGUGCACUGCAAUUCGUACUCCGAGAAGUUUGCGUACAUGCCCAACACAUUCUUUGUCGGUGACCACAAGCAGAUGUUCCCUCAUCUCAUGCAACAUUUGCGCACUUCUGGUGAAAAUCAAGCUAAUCCUCAGUCCACUUCCCAUGGCUCGCAAUCCCCACACAAGUUCAAGUUUGUACCAGAAGUUGACGUGAAUCUUCAUGAUAAGGUUGCGAAGUUGGUGGAUUGGAAGAGUCGAGAUUAUGUUGGCAGUAAAGAUAGCGGUGAACGAGUUCCUUCAGUGUGGCCAACUACUUCACGAUCUCAGUAUGGUUUACCUGAAGACUGUUUUGUCUACUGUAACUUCAAUCAACUCUACAAGAUUGAUCCUGUCACUCUCAAGAGCUGGGUGAAUAUUUUGAAACAAGUGCCAAACAGUGUUUUGUGGUUACUGCGCUUUCCAGCUGUUGGUGAGCCCAACAUCAAAGCACAUGUGCAAGCCCUUGGUCUGCCCGCGGAUCGUGUUGUCUUUUCACCAGUCGCUCCAAAAGAAGAGCACGUUCGGAGAGGACAAUUAGCAGAUGUAUGUCUGGAUACACCACUCUGUAAUGGUCAUACAACUGGCAUGGAUGUACUCUGGGCUGGCUGUCCAAUGGUAACGUUACCACUUGAUACUUUAGCAUCUCGUGUAGCAGCGUCACAACUUCAUGCUUUACGAGUUCCAGAACUUGCUGCUAAAUCAAGAGAAGAUUACGAAAAAAUCGCCAUCAGACUUGGAACUGACAGUGAUUAGUAAGUCUAAUAAGUUUUCUCGUCAAUUGUUUAUAUUUUCUGUAUCGUUUAGGGACGAUGAUUGUUUCUGCCCAAUGUUAUGGUAAAAUGUUACUAAUUGCGAACUUAGCAAUAAAUUUUAAAUUACCGAAUCCAAAGUUAUCGCUCUAUUGAUGUUUUGGUGGAGCAAGUAUCGAAGUUUAGUUGUCUUGCCUUUAAUUUACUCGAUCAUCUUGUUCUCGGCUUCAUUGUCGUCUGACCAGUGGCGGACACUUCACGAAAUGUUGGGGGGGGAGGGGGCGAAUUUUUCAACAUGUAUGCCAGGGGUUUCGGUAUCCGUUAAAGGCUCUAUAUGUUAUGCGAAUCUCUCAGAACAUAUGGGUCACUUGAUGAAAUGAAUAAAGUGUCCCGAGUUGUGACAGAUGCCUUUUCUAAGAAAAUCAUGUCGAUUAGCGUUGUUGUUUAAUUAUAAAUAUCAAUUCCGAUUGUUUAAAAUAUUUUAUCAGCAGAGCUGUAAGGAACACAGAACAAAACUGAUUGCAUAAAAUGCGUACGUUGUGGCAUCAUUGGCAUGCAUUGUACAGAAUCAUAUAUUGCUUUCUAUAUUGCUAACUUUUAUUUAAUAGUUAUUCAAUGUGACAAUUACAUUAUAUGGGUGUGACUGCAUGCUUGUGAUUGGAUUUGGUACCAGACUUUUAUAGGUAUUUCAAAAUUCUCCCCCCCCCAGUGUCCGCCACUGUCUCUGACUCACUCUAACCGUGUUGAAAUGACAACGGUAAUCUGGACACCGUUACAAUAAUUAAAUAACAUGUCUCAUUGUGAUUCUGUUUUAUUUUCAAGUUACACUGACAUAAAGAAACGUGUAUGGAAAGGCAGACUGGAGAGUCCUUUGUUCAACAUCAGACAAUACGCGCACGACAUGGAGACCGUUUAUGCCAAGAUGUGGGACAGAUAUAGUAACAAUUUGGGUGUAGACCACAUCAUAGAUUGA
This is a messenger RNA of Paramuricea clavata, 25649 nucleotides long. The record is from the annotation of a GenBank genome assembly. Lineage: Eukaryota; Metazoa; Cnidaria; Anthozoa; Malacalcyonacea; Plexauridae.